GAUGAAGAGGAACCACUCGAGAUGUUGGUAUUUUGCUGCAUUUGUUGCUGGGAUUAUGAACUUGGAGUAGGUUGCUGCGGCUGUUUUUGUUGUUGAUGAUGAUGAUGAAGCGGUGAUGGAUGGAUCAUCGUCACAGUUGCUCGGUGAUUUGAAUACACAGGAGCUGCUGUUGUACAUCUGGUGGUGAUGAUCUGCAAUGGCAAAGAGAAAACAUGGAUGUGGCAACUGGAUCUGCGAUGGGUGACAACAAUGGUCGCAGAACAUAAAAAGACCAAAAUGUCCCUGAAUUACACAGCCAACUGACGGAAUACUUAACGCUGGACCAAAAGUGGAACACGUCUAAUAAAUGUGGACUCAAUGUGGCAAAAAUAACAAAAUUGGACUAAAAUUGGAAAUUGGCUAAUAACAAAAUUGGACUAAAAUUGGAAAUUGGCUAAUAAAAGUAGUACCAAAAAAGGCAUUCACUCUUUCAAUAAUAUCCCUCAAAAUAUGCCGUCUAAGUGACCGGAAGACUAAAAUGGUUAAAUUUUGAUAGUCGAAGGAUGAAAUUAGUCAAGUCAAAAUGAGUAGAACCAAAUUGGUGAAAUCGAUAUAGUCGAGGGACAUUUUAGUAAUUUGCUCCUAAUUUUGUGAAUGAUUGUGGAGUUUAUUUGAAUUUGGUGGCUUAAUUGCUAUCCCUACCUAGUUCAAUGGUACAUUCUUCCAGAAAUAAAUAAAAAGAAAGAAAAAUCUUAAGCUGUUUAUCACCGCCGAGCUUCCCCAAUGGCUGUGGUGGCGCCACCGCUCUCCCCCCACUACCCUCGCUACCAUCAACGCCCUCCGUUCACCAGGCUUUCUCAUAGCAUAGUAACUCUUCCUACUUCCCCUUCAGCAACUCUCUCAAAAUCGACACCUCUUUCAGCUUCUUCUACUUCAGAAGCCUCUCAGUUCAGUCUCCCCCGUGAGAUAAAUCGACUCUGUGAAUCUCAAAACCCAGCAGAAGCCUUGAGCUUUUUGCAAGAGAAUCUCAACAAUGGCGUCUUUGACUCGACUCAAAAGGCCGAGGCCAUGGGUGCGCUGUUGCAUGCCUGCGGUAACGAGAAGGACCUCGAAACUGGGCGUAAGGCGUAUGAAAUGAUCUGCGCAUCGGCCUUGCUCAGGAAUAACUGUAUUCUCAAUACUCAGCUCAUCACAAUGUACUCAAUGUGCGAGUCUCCUUUAGAUUCUCGUGCGGUUUUCGAUAGUUUGCAGAGCAGAAAUUUGUAUCAGUGGAAUGCUCUUGUGAGUGGAUACACAAAAAAUGGGCUGUGGUGUGAUGCUGUUUUGCUGUUUAUUGAGCUGAUAGUAAGUGCAGAACAUCGGCCUGAUAAUUUCACGUUUCCGUGUGUGAUUAAGGCUUGUGGAUGGCUUUGCGAUGUGGGGUUGGGAGAAACUGUUCAUGGGAUGGCAAUAAAGAUGGGUUUCGCAGCUGAUGCGUAUGCUUGUAAUGCCUUAAUAGCAAUGUAUGGGAAGUUUGGGUUUGUUUCCGAGGCCGCAGUGAUGUUCGAUAAAAUGCCUCAGAGGAACUUGGUUUCAUGGAAUUCAAUGAUAUCUGCUUUUUCAGUUAAUGGGCGUUUCCUACAAUGUUUUGAUCUUUUCAGGAGAAUGUUAAUGGCAAAGGAAGUUUUGAUUCCGGAUGUUGCUACAUUAGUGAGUAUAUUACCAGUUUGUACCGAGGAAGGAGAAGUUGAAAUGGGAAAACAGAUUCAUACUUUUACUGUGAAAUUGGGUUUGAAUGAGGAGUUAACAGUGAAUAAUUCCUUAUUAGAUAUGUACAGUAAAUUUGGGUGCUCAGGUGAAGCCAGGAUUCUUUUUGAGAAAAAUGAGUGCAAAAAUGUAGUUUCUUGGAAUUCAAUGAUCGCGGAUUAUUCUAGGGAAGGAGAUGUUAAGGGAACAUUUUGUCUAGUGAGGGAUAUGCAAAGCCUUGGUGAUGGAGUAAAGGUUGAUGAGGUUACUAUAUUGAACGCUUUGCCCGUUUGUUUAGAGGAGUCGGAGCUGGUGAGAGUUAAGGAACUACAUGGGUUCUCCAUUAGGCAUGGGCUAGAGAGUCAUGAAUUGUUAGCAAAUGCUUUUAUUAUGGCUUAUGCGAAAUGCGGUUCUCUGACUUCUGCAAAGCAUGUCUUCGUUGGCAUGGAAAACAAGACAGUCAGCUCUUGGAAUGCUCUUAUAGGUGGCUAUGCACAAAAUGGAGAUCCAUCUGAAUCUUUCAGACUGUAUCGAAAAAUGAUAGGUUUAGGUUUUCAUCCAGACUGUUUUACCAUUAGUAGCCUUCUUUUAGCUUGUGCUGGGCCGAAAUUGCUACAAUAUGGUAAACAGAUACAUGGGGCUGUGCUUAGGACUGGCUUAGAAACAGAUCCGUCUAUUUUUGUUUCAUUACUUUCGCUUUAUUUUAACUGUGGAAAUCCAUUGUAUGCACAAAUUCUAUUCAACAGGACAGAAUAUACAAGUUCAGUGUCGUGGAAUGUAAUGAUUGCUGGUUAUUUGCAGAAUGGUCAAGCGGAUGAAGCCUUACGCACCUUCCAUGAAUUGGUGUCUCGUAGGGUCCAACCCGAUGAAAUUGCAGUAACAAGUGCUUUAGCAGCUUGCUCAAAGUUAUCAGCUUUGCAGCUGGGCAAGGAAAUUCAUUGCUUUGCAUUAAAGGCUAAAUAUACUGAUGAUUCUCUUGUCCGCUGCUCGAUUAUGGACAUGUAUGCCAAAUGUGGGCUAAUAGGAUUAUCAGAAAUUGUUUUCAAGCAUUCAGUACUAAAAGAUGUUGCAUCGUGGACAGUCUUGAUUUCAGGAUGUGCAGUUCAUGGACUUGGUAUGAAGGCUAUUAAGCUAUUUCAGGAAAUGCAAGAAUUUGGUCUGAAGCCUAAUAGCUCUACAAUUACUGCUAUUUUAAUGGCAUGUAGCCAUGCUGGGCUCAUGGAAGAAGGUCUGAAAUAUUUUGGCGAGAUGCAGACUUUGUAUGGUGUAAGACCUAAAUUGGAGCACUAUUCAUGUGUGAUCGACAUGCUGGGUCGUGCAGGACGAUUUGCUGAGGCAUUAAGUCUUGUAAACCAUAUGCCCGUGCAACCGGAUACUGGGAUUUGGAGCUCGUUGCUAAGUUCCUGCAUCUUUCAUGGUGAGUUGGAUUUGGGAAAAAAUGUUGCUGAGAAAUUGUUAGAUUUGGAGCCAAAUAGAGCAGAAACUUAUGUGUUGGUCUCAAACUUAUAUGCUGAAUCUGGGAACUGGAAUGAUGUAAGAAGGUUGAGAAGGAUGAUUAAAGAAAGAAACCUGCAAAAGGAUAUUGGCUGCAGUUAUAUCGAAGUUGGAGGAAAAUUUCAUAAUUUUGUAGUUGGUAACAAUAUACUUUCUGAAUCUUAAGUUUUGGUACGAGAAUGCCAUAUGGUGGAUUGAAUUCAUUAUGGCCUGUUUGGUAAAUGGCUGUUGGCUGAUUGGGUUGGCUGUUUGGGUUAGAAGG
Molecule: messenger RNA, 3460 nt
Organism: Ipomoea triloba (trilobed morning glory)
Lineage: Eukaryota; Viridiplantae; Streptophyta; Magnoliopsida; Solanales; Convolvulaceae
Product: pentatricopeptide repeat-containing protein At1g18485
Exons: 1
Coding region: 763-3363 (866 amino acids)
Biological process (GO): RNA modification
Molecular function (GO): RNA binding; protein binding
Source: RefSeq, a predicted model, not a curated record